UAAAUAAAAUUUCCCGCGGGCUUUUUAAAUGUCAUGAACAAAAUGUGCAUGCGCAGUGAAUUCAAGGCUUUUUUUUUAGAAACAUAACCUUAUUUAGAAUUUUAAAUCGAGUGAUAGAUUCAAUAACACCCACACACAUAAACUUUUUAUCAGUAUUUCACUGCUUCAAACAAAAAUAAAAUGGCACGAGUACUGGAUGAAGAGCUUAAAAAAGGCUUCUCCGAACUCCAGGAGAAAAUGAUUGAUACAAGUCAAAAAUUAAAAUUGGCUGAUGUUCAAAUUGAAACAUUAAAACGUACCAAACAACGAGCAGAAUUAACAUCAAAGGAGAUAACAUCACUUCCUCCAAAUACAAGAACUUAUGAAUCUGUUGGAAGAAUGUUUCUUCUCGACGAUAUUAAAAGUAUCAAGAGCAGUUUGGAGAAACGAAUAAAAAAUGCUGAUGAAAAAAUUAAAUUUCUCGAUAGCAAUAAAAGUUAUCUUCAAAAUAGUUUAAAAGAAAGUGAAAAUAAUCUUCGAGAAAUGGUGCAACAAAGACAAAAGAAAGAAUCGUCUGGUUAAAAAAAGGGAAUGUGAGAAAUUUUUUUUUUGUUUAUACGUGCACUUAUAGGAUUUUGAAAUAUUCUUCAUUUUUGUUAAUUUCGAUUUAAAUGGACUCGCACAAUUUGUAUUUACUAUGUGAUUUAUUAUUCAUUUUUUUUUUUUCAUUGACAUCUUACACAAUAAAUGAUUUUUAAAAAAUAAA
Messenger RNA from Leptopilina boulardi, 745 nucleotides. RefSeq names its product prefoldin subunit 1 (gene Pfdn1). The record is from RefSeq and is a predicted model, not a curated record. The transcript has 2 exons. Gene Ontology annotation, cellular component: cytoplasm; prefoldin complex. Gene Ontology annotation, molecular function: protein folding chaperone. NCBI's taxonomy places the organism in Eukaryota, Metazoa, Arthropoda, Insecta, Hymenoptera, Figitidae. Gene Ontology annotation, biological process: protein folding. Bases 181 to 561 code for a protein of 126 amino acids.